GAUGGCGGCUUCAGUAACACUGUGCAAAACAUUUCCACCCCUUUCGCUUCAAGUUACUGCGCGUUCCAGGCCAAAGAAAUAGUUACCGCGAGGCUUAAGUGACUCGUCUCGAUUAGAAGUUCGUAGAGCAGAAGGACUGCCUCGGCGAGUGUUGCUGUCAGUCGAUACGCGGCCGCGAGGAGGAGCGCAAGAUGCCGACAUCGGUAGGACAAACGUCGGGUCUACUCGCAGCUUCGUCCCGCGGAAACAACAGCCCCGAAAGGAAAUAAUUAAGAUGCCAUGGAACUGAAAUUCCCCGAAGAGGACGAGCACGUGUCCUGUAGGCCAUGUUACAAGCCGUCCGAGCGUGUCAUCGAGUGCUCAAAUGAGUUUGGCAAUUACGAGGAAAAAGCCAAACCAGGUACUUGCUCGCAAACUCAACGGCCUUUGUUAUACACAAGGACCUGGCCUACAGAGCAUUGUCCCUGGUCUGGUCAACUUACAUCUCUCUCUGGCCAAAACAGCACAUCCAUCAACAUGCCUAAUGAGAUGGGAACGAUGAGCAUCCCUCCAGCUUUAAGCAUGGGCUCGGAGUUCUGGCCUGGUGCCCAGGACCAGCGAAGGCUAGGCACGAAAGUAGACGUGGUGUACAGUCUUCUCGGUAUGCUGGAAUGCACGGAAACCCGCGAAGACAUGAGCGCGACUCUUCUGUCGAUGAGCUCCUCGACAGAGAGCUGUUUGGCGAUGCGGCAGUCGGGUUGUUUGCCAUUGCUGAUCCAACUAAUACACUCCCCGGGCCAAGACCAGGACACCAUAGACCGAGCUUCUCAAGCUCUGCACAACAUCGUCCACGCGCGCAGCGACGAACGGGCUGGACGUCGAGAAGUACGAGUGCUGAAGUUGCUGGAGCAGUUGCGCGCCUACUGUCAGAAGAUUAGAACCUCCCUCGCCCUGGGCCAGCAAUCUGAAGAUCUCGAUCGCCACCCAGGACCAGCAAUAGCCGCAUUGAUGAAGCUCUCCUUUGACGAGGCCCACCGACACGCCAUUUGCCAGCUCGGCGGUCUACACGCAGUUGCGGAGCUCAUCGAGACAGACCACUCUUCUCAUGGCAGCGAGUGCGACGAUCAAAAUUGCAUUACCGUACGACGCUAUGCCGGGAUGGCGUUGACCAACCUAACGUUUGGUGAUGGCAAGAACAAGGCUCUCCUCUGCUCCUUCAGGAAGUUCAUGAAGGCGCUCGUGUCCCAGCUGCAUAGCCCCAGCGACGACCUGCGACAAGUGACCGCGAGUGUCCUGAGGAACCUCUCAUGGCGAGCCGACGCCAACAGCAAACAGACCCUAAGGGAGGUUGGAGCAGUCACCGGUCUUACCAAAGCUGCCAUGGAAGGCAGAAAGGAGCCAACCUUGAAGUCCAUACUCUCAGCGCUGUGGAACCUCUCGGCGCACUGCAGCAUAAACAAAGUUAACAUCUGCGCGGUAGAAGGAGCACUAGCUUUUCUCGUCGACAUGUUAAGCUACAAGGCCCCCAGUAAGACCAUGGCCAUCGUUGAAAACGCUGGAGGUAUAUUAAGGAACGUGUCCAGCCAUAUUGCGGUUAGGGAGGAUUACAGGUGCAUCCUCAGGGAACGGGGCUGUCUGCAGGUUCUUCUUCAACAGUUGAGAUCUCCCAGCUUAACGGUGGUCAGCAAUGCCUGUGGUACUCUUUGGAACCUCUCUGCUCGCUGCCCCCAAGAUCAGAGGCUCCUCUGGGACCUGGGAGCCGUUCCUAUGCUGCGGAGCCUGGUGCACUCCAAACACAAGAUGAUCUCCAUGGGCUCGAGCGCCACCCUGAAGAACUUGCUGGGUGCCAAACCUGGCAGCAGUAAUCUCAUACACCUCGACUCCACCGCCAGGAAGCUCGGUUUACCCACUCUUCCUGUUUUAGUCGCCAGGAGGCAGAAGGCGUUGGAACAGGAAAUCGACCAGAAUCUGGCAGAGACCUGUGACAAUAUAGAGCCCAGUAUUUCUCCCACAAACAAAGAUGAGAAGUUCUCGUUCCAUGUGGAUACCAACUUCAGCGAGAUCGGGAAACCCGUCAGGUCGUCGCACGUAUUCUGCCAUCAGUUUGGCUUUCCUGUGGGGAGUUACAAGACGGAUUGUAAAGCGGAGAAGAAAGAAGUGCUGCGAGGGAUUCACAGUCCUCAAUCAGAUGCUCUACUGAAGAGAAUGAACUUGGAUGCCUUACACAGAGCCGCACCGACUGACAUCAGGAGCAGAGAUCCAUUCACUUCGAAGUUCAAUUCUAGCACUUUCGGAAGACCAAAGGACACACAUGCGCAGGAUAAAUAUGGAUUUUUAAAUGCUAACGCUGCACCUUUACAUACAAAAUCGCUGGAAACUAGUUGCGUUAAUGAGCCUGGUAGUCGAGGUUCUUCGUCCUGGUACUCGGAGGACUCCGCUUUUUCUCAUAUACAGUACAACUCACAGACACCCGCGUUCGAGGAUAAUUAUACGGCGGUGGCGCCCAAGUCGGAUAUGGGAUUUAAUUUUUUUAAGCAACCUAAAGCUUCAUCUGGUGAGAAGUCGGACAUGCAGAAGCUUAUUGGGAAGUCCGCGUUUGAGGGAAAGUCAAAUAAUCUGGCGAGCCGGAAAAGUACACUUCUGUACAAGGAGGCCACGAGUCAGAGCAAGAUGUAUGGAGACAAGUCACCACAUCAAGAAACCCUUUUAAACGACGUUCAGAAGACUUUGGCUUCUUGUCAAAUGCUGAAACCGCAAAGGGACCCGCUAGAGCAAUAUCAAAUGGAGUCCCACUUGGAUGAGCCUACGGAUUAUAGUUUGCGAUACGCUGAACACGCCUCGGACGAAGACGAGAAGCAUGAUAACGCAUACUUGGCUGAUAACGAGUCGGGAAACAAAUCGGACGAGCCGGCUAAUUAUAGUUUAAGGUAUUCGGAGCGCGUUUCCGAUGACGACGAGAAACUCGACACGGCGUACCUCAUCGAAGACAAGUCUGAUGACUUAAAGUAUAGCUUGAGGUACGCCAAUGACACCUCUGAUGAUGAUGAGCAGAACUUGAGAAGUAGGGUCUACCUGCGGGAGAAGAAGACGAAGAGCACGUACGGUGGGGAAACGGAAAAGGACAAGAGGAAAACACAUUCCGUCGAGGACAAAGAAGUGGACGAGAGGUCUACCUCUUAUGUCAGUCAGGAUGCUAGCUUGGAAAACAUCCAGAAGAGAGAGACAUUUGGAAAUCUAUCCUUGGAUGACUUACAAACUGAACAAGCCAGCGAUGGCGAAGAGGGCAACGAGAAUUUGCUCGCUGACUGCAUCAGCAUCGGAAUACAAAAUAACCGGAAUAAGCAGUUGUUUGGAAAGAACACCCCCGACAAGCAGAAAGCGGAAAAGAGCCCUAUAAGUCAUGAACCCUUGAAUGAAGCUGAACACAGUUCAGGGGAUUUGAAGAGCGACAAUGAUUUGAGGGCUCUUAGGCUUCACGACUCGACGUCCUUUGCUGAAGAGGAUGUUACUUUUUUGCAUGCUGAUGAUUUGGUUAAGGACCCUUUAGCAGAGGGUGGUAGUCGAUCACUUGUGAGGAUACAAGAGUGCAGGUCCACUCUGGGCACUUCAAAUACGUCGAUAAGUGAGACUUCUACAUCUUCUGCUGAAGCCUUGGAGCAAGCUAUCCGGAUUUCGGCAUUAUGCGAACAUGCGAUUACACAUUCUGCAGACAAAACGGAAAUCAGCAUCGAUGCGACCCUAAAGACGACUGUUUGUGAAAACCUAGAGCCAUCGCUUGCUCUUGAUAGACCAAACUUAUCGGCUACCUUGUCCAUUACCGACUCCCACACAUUACCUCUUUCACCGCACCCCGUAAUUACCGAGUCAGAGAAAACAUUAGUUAAAACAAUUACGUCUAUGAUACCGCUGAAUCAGUCUCAAAGAGUUGGUAAAAAUGAAGGUAACGAUAGUCGCGAUAGCGGAAGUGGUCGAAUAGACCGGACCACGUCCACGUUAGUUCCUACCUCUACCGAAAGAUCAAUUCAACCGACGUCCGGUUGCGUUGAAACGUACGAUAGCGAAACACUAGAAACCUCCAGGGUUUUUGGAAGUCCUGCAGGAUUCCUUAAUACAAGCUCCGUAGAUAAUACUCUAGCUCUCUUUGCGCUCAAGGAGGAGCCCUCGAGUAGAAUCGAGGGAAUUAUUUCAGACGACAGCGGGCUGGGUUUCAAUGAAAGUAUCAAGCAAACAAAGGAAUGCACCGAGCUAAGAGAUCCCAAAUUGGAAGUCAGGUCUCCAAGUAAUUCGACUACUACGCUAGUCAUGCCGUUGGUCACGACGAAGGAGACUGAGUCCACAAAUGAGUUUGAAGAGUCCAACGUUUGGAAAAGCGAAUUUCUGAACAAUUAUGACAUCGUGAAACGUACAAUCCAGGAAAACACUCCUACACUCUUCUCGAAGGAGAAGGAACGAUCAAGUAGGAGUGACCUCGUAGACCGAAGCGCAUCGGCGACGAUUUCGGAGGACUGCGGGCCAAGUUCGACGACAGACUCGAUGUUCACGGCAUUAAGAAAGUCAAGAAUCAACGGACACCCUGAAGAAACUACGGGAUGCACGGGACAAAGGGAAUUCAGCGCGACGAUCUCGUGUUCGGACCACUCGACCACUACGCUAGUCAUCCCAUCAGAUUCCACAAAAGAGCAAGAUUCCACCUCGGCCACGAAACGCAGCGCGGUCAGCGACAUUUGGAAUGACGACUCUCAGAACGACGUAUCAUUUCCCAGCAUCAGUGUGAGUGCUCCUCUAAUCGCGUCAUUCGAAAGUGACGUGAUAGACGGACGAGCUCUGCCGAAGUACCACGAGGGUAUGAAUCCGACCCACACGAAGUUCCUGGACCGCGGACCAAGCGGUUUGCUGACAGAUAGUGCAAUGUUCUCAAUAAUGGGUGUUAACGGUGUAGACAUCACCGACAACCGGAUGAACAGCUUGGAGACGAUCAACAGCCAGGACAGGAGCGAGGCGUCGUCCAUCACCCCGACCUACAACGAGGGAGUUCUAAAUCCAGGGGGCGAGGUGCACUCCAGGAGUCUGGAGAACCUCCUGGGGAACUACAACAUUAGCAUGCACUCCCAGCUGGAGAACAUAAAGCCUCCAUCCCUGAUGGACGAGAUGCUGGACGCGGACAUGGGCAACAGCAUAAUGAGCGUCUCCAGCAUCAGUUCCGACAUAGUCGACGCCAAAGAGAAAGAGUCUCACAGCCUGGUCGACGGCGACCUGGCCAGGACCGUGGUGCACAGUAUAUUCUCCAUCGCUAGGUCUCACUACAUAGAUUCUAUGCACAGCAGCGCCAAUAACCAUCUGAGUGAGACCCUGGAGAAUAUCAAGCCGCCCUCUUUGUUCAAUGAAGUCAGCCAGAUGGACGGCUUCACCACUGAGGUUAUUACCGACAACCUCUCCAGUGAUUCGGAGGCAGAGAUCCAAAACGAGGAGGCACCACACGCGAAUGAUCUAGUUCACGACCCUGAAGACGAGCCGGAAGCAACAGUUGCAGUCGACCCGGUCAGAAGUAGCUCGCUGGAGAAUGGAUUAGAUAGUCCAGAAGACACAUCAGAAAGGUCCCUUGGAAAGAGUCAACUCACCCCGAAAGAGAAAAGGCUGUUGUCAAAAGAACGGUACAAGACCUACACGAUAGAUACGGAGAUGCCCGACAACAAGGAGAAACACGAAGAGAACGAGGUGGCCAAGUACCGAAGGAAGAGUUCGCCCUUCAAGAGCCUGACUCCAAAACAACGUAGGCAGGAGGAUAGAGCUAGAUUCCAGACCCAGGUGUUGAAGAACACCUUCCCCGCCCUGGUUGUUCGCAAGAACGAGUCUAGCGAUGACAACCAAGCGGCCUGCGACGAACGGAACGAGGAAUCUGCAGACUCUCCCGUCUUCAAGUCGGUCAUCCCCAUACCGAAGAAGUCUCCUGUCGGCAAACCCAUAAGAAAGCGCCACAACAGCAGGAAGGACCACCAGGAGAGAUACAGGACGAGGACCUUGAGCCGGGCGGAGAGUUCCUUGAGUAACGGCUCAAUCGACCGUAGUUCCAGCUUGGAUGAAAAGCAAGACGACUCCAAGGAGAUGAAGAAGAUGUCGGAUGAUGAAGUUUUCACGGUAGAAACCCCGAGCAAGAUGAACGAGGACCCCGAGGUUGUUGAAGACGAGACACGACAAGACUCUGGGACUGUUACCAAAGUGUACAACGAUAAGUCGACCUCGAAACUGAAGAAGAUGUACUGCGCGUUCGGGAGGUCGAAGAGCAUGACCGGCACAGCGAACGUCCGGCACCUGGCAGAAAGGUACACUUCCUCCAAGUCCGAGGAGAAGAUAGAGAACUGCGAGGCUGAACUUGAAAAAGAACAGCGUACUCAAGACUGGCCCAAAAAAACGGGACCACGCAUCGUAAAGGCAGGCUCCAUCAGCAAAGGCGUCACGAAUGAUUCCAGCAGCGAAAAGAUCGAGCCAGAGACCGUCAAGGUCGUUCGCGGAAGGAGGAAACCACUUUACUCAAAGCCAAACAUGCCGAAGAAGGCGGCACCUUCGUUCUCCUCCAAACAGGUCAGCCCUGCAGUCAGCACAAUUCCCGUAGGUCGUGCCAACGCCGCCCCAGCAGUCAAGUUGUCGAGGUUAACAACGGCCAAACAACACGGUACCAGCCUUACAUCCACCCAGAGAAUCGUCCCAAAACCCAAGACAGCCUUGAAAACUGGAUCUGCGACCAAGGUCAACGAAAAACGUGGACAGAGUGUGAGUGCUCCCGCACCCGUCAAGAGCUUCAUCCCUAGGAAGAGGUCCGCUCCACCUUCCAUUAAGUCCAACCCGAGUCAGAACCCUGCAGAAAGCAUCCAGUCUGAGGAGACCACGACAGUCGCCCCAAUCGUUGCUCCCCUAAAGAGAGAGGGUACCUUCACCAAAGACGAGCCAGAGAACGAGAACGUGCCCGCGAUACUCCCCCUGGAACCUGAGGCCAAGGUUUUGGAUGACCUCUCCGACAUCCACCAAGCGGCGACCAUCAGGGUUCAUUCAGUCAGUCCGUUGAAGCUGCAGAGAAGCUCUAGUGCUGAUAAGGACCAAUCCAAAGAGGUGUCCCCUCAUAAGUCCGAGCAACAGGUGAGCCCCAACGCGAUUAGCACCACCGGUCCACGUGGGCGGUAUCCUCCGAAGAAAUUCCAGAAGAAGAUUGACAAGCCAAAGGAACAUCAAGCUGGUAAAGGACAUCAAGCUGGUAAGGAACAUCAAGUUAGGCCUGACAAUCAAUCGUCUCCUGGUACUUGUGCGAACGAGAUGGACGAGUUACCGGCCUUGGCAAUGAGGCGAAGCUCGACCUUCGAGAUGCUCCUGAAGAGCGCAGAGCAAGAAACAAAGCUGGACUCAGAAAGACCGGCUGAUAAUACUGAGGUCGAGGUCAAGCAAGCUAAGUCCUAUCGCAACUCUUGCGAUUUCACGGGGAUUCAGGGAUCCCCCUGCAAAAUUCCAGUUAAGCAAGCUGGAGAGGCUUCCAGAGGCCCUCGGGAUUUGUCCCAGACUGGGAUUCCUACGAAGGGCCUCCAGAACGCCAAAAUCCCUAAGGAGAGUCUUGGCCUGGUGGCGAAGAGGUCCUCUCAACCUGGCUCUCUCUUCAGGGCGGACUCCUUCAGGGCUGAUGGUUUCCUGCAGACCCAAAUCGUUACCGGCAAUAUUCGAGCUCCAGCAGCUGCUAUCGUUUCGCCUUUCAAUUAUAACCCCAAGGACGCUACUAAGCCCGCUCUGCUCAAGGUGGACACCCAGAUGAAGAACGCCGACCUGGGAGAGCUCCAAGCCAAGAAAGCUACGGCUUCCAGGAGGGUGACGAGUGUCUAACUAAUGCAGGGUGCAUUUCAUCCUGAUUUCAAUGGGCAAUGAACGUUUAUUUAUUGGGCUCGCGAGCUGGUGCACCCAUUUGCCCUAUUGGACUCCUUCUAAUGUGCGCGAUUGGUCGCUCCCCUCUGGAUAGAAGUGCUUUCCCUUUUCUAGACUUUCUGCGAGAACUACGGUGCAUUCACUUUUACUUAGACUCCAGGGGGUUUUUAAUGUCGAGACGCCGAAGACGCGACUUUAGAAUUUCGUUGCACGAGAGGGAUACGUUAAUGGAACUCUUAAUUUGGGUAUGACGUAGCAUUUCGCCGACCAAUCGCGCACCUCGGGGGUCCAAGAUGGCGACCCACGGCACCACCGGAGUCAUCGCGUCACUCGGCAUCUUUCUCUCCCUCUCUCUUGCGUUCUUGUAUUAAUAAUUAGGUCCCGUCGGACAAAUACUCGUCUUUUGUUCGAUUAAGAGCUUCCGUCGAUUUUAGAGCGUCCUAUCCCGAUCGUGCUUCGUUCGUAUAGUCGGUUAAAUUAUUUUUAGUUCGGUGUCGAUGAAGAGCCGUGACGGCUCGAGGUCGAACUUGAGCACGUAGUACCUUAAGGUUGUGACUCGUAUAAUCGGUUCGCUAAUGUGAUUAGGAAAGACAGCUAGCAUUCGUAGGUCUUUCGUACAAAUUUACGUCUGGUAUUAUUACUAUUGUGUCGAGCAGCGCUAGGUUUAAUCUAUACUCAUGUGUUAUCUACGCCCGCCGGGUCAAGUCCCAACCACUGAGAUUUUUACAGAGGGUCGGCGCUUGAUUCACGUAGUGGUUUACUUAUUACGGCGGCCAGGUUUCCGUUUUACCGGAAUCUCCACUCCCUAGAAUUAUAGGGACCAUAAGAUUAACCAUGUACUCACUUUCGCGGUCAUGAAUUUUUGACCCGUCGUUUAUCUGAAAUUAAUCAGAACGCCAUUCCUUCUUUACAUUCAUUAAGACGUUCCUAAAGUAUCACUUCAAGUUCCAUUUGAACAGCGCGCGUAUUCUGCGAAAAUUUAAGCCUCGAAUCAGGGAGCAUUGCCGCUCUUAUCUUCUCUCUGUUUCAUGUUUUAUCGCUCGAAGAUGCUUUUACGAGCGCGCUAUCAAAAAGGGGAAAAAAAAACAGUUUUCAACACGUCCAUUUUUUACUUCAAGCGUCUCACUUUUAUAUGAAAAGCAAGAUAGUCAAAUGAAGAAUUUUGUAACGUGAAAAGGUCUCCGACAUGAAUUCACUUUUCUUUUUUUCUCACUGAAAAGGAGUGAGGCAGUCAUUGAUCUCUGAAAGUUCGACGAAUAACGUGCUAUUUAUAGAAGGUAAAGAAUUUUGCAUUUGAAUUUGCAUUUAUUUUUACUUGAGACUUUACGUUUCAUAGGAUUUCCUGCUCGCCUAUUUAUUUCUUAGUCUUCUCGGAACUGAUUUUGCAUUCUCAAUUCUCAUGAUCAUCGAAGCUCUUCAAUCCCUUUCAAUUCGUUCAGCCUUUGUAAUCGUAGGAUCCAGCAGAUCGUGUAUCGUAUAGUAAUAAAGCCGAGGAUUCAGGUAAAUCGGAAACUUGAUUAAUUAACGGUGAAUCUUCGAACCCUUGUAAUUACUUGGAUGGAAGUACAGUCGUUACCUAUA
Molecule: messenger RNA, 9459 nt
Organism: Orussus abietinus
Lineage: Eukaryota; Metazoa; Arthropoda; Insecta; Hymenoptera; Orussidae
Exons: 5
Coding region: 280-7839 (2519 amino acids)
Biological process (GO): pattern specification process; negative regulation of canonical Wnt signaling pathway; Wnt signaling pathway
Cellular component (GO): beta-catenin destruction complex; cytoplasmic microtubule; catenin complex
Molecular function (GO): gamma-catenin binding; microtubule binding; beta-catenin binding
Source: RefSeq, a predicted model, not a curated record